UUUAUCCAAGAAGUUGUUUGGAAUAUAUGGACAUUUUGCUUUUGGUAAACAAGACUCUCCUAUUUCAAAGCCAACUUCUACAAAUUUCAAGUAUAUGUAGGUCAACAAAGAUUAAACGUCAAAACAGAAUUCCGUUUCUAGAACUGCUAAAUAUAAAUUUGAUAACAAUUGGUCUUUCCGCCUAUAGGUAUUAAAUCUCCUUUGAAAGUGUUUGAUUGACACCUGUUACCUGCCAUAUAUACCUGGCCAGGUAAACGAUUGGAUAAAUUGUGCUCCUUGAUCAAUUACUUGAUGUUACAUUUUCCUAGUGCUGUUUAAUAUUAACCAUAAUGCCGCCUACUGCUGAAUCUGUGCUACUGCAAAGAAGACCUGUGUCAGGGCAGAAUAGGAUAACCUCACAGUUUCUGCCCCAUGCCCCCCCUUCAGACCGUCCCUCAAGCUCUCGUUACAGCCGGUGUGUGAUGAGAGAUACAGUAAAAAUGCGUAUGAAGAUGACUGAAGACUCAGAGGGAGAACUUGUUAAUGGUUCUGAUUCGGAUGUGAGAUUCCAGUUCUUCUACAAAGAACCCUGUCUUUACAGCCACCAGACAUACAAUAAUGCCAGCAAAAUUUUCUCAGCUCUGAGACAUGAGAGUCUGGAGGAAAGAGAGAAUCCAUACCUCAAAAAGAGGAAUAAGGCUGCUCUAUCAGAGAGAGAUAUACCCCAACUUUACUUCUCUAAUGACCAGGAUAAAAGACUGGCCUUUGAACUGGCAUUUUCCACCCUCAAAUAUCAGCUAUUGUUUGAAGAGAUACUCCAGGACUGCGCUUUCUUCUCUACCUUUCCAGAGUUUGUUGAGGACAGUGGCCUUGUGAUGGUGAUGCUGUGUGAUUUUCAAGGUCGAAAGUUUCAACAGAGAACCCCCCUUCCUGGAGAAACAACCCUUCCUGACCUCCUAGAGAUAGAACAGGCCAUUCUGGAAUGUAAGACCCACCUAAAUGCUGCUCUGGCCCGACACAGAAUUAAGGCCGAGGCCCCCUCUUUGGACCAUCUUCUCCCAGACACAGUGAGGAGCAAAGAGGAGCUAAGAAGCACAAUGCCAGUGUAUGGCUGGGUCAACCACAGAAGGUCAAAUAUGUCUGAGGUGCUAGAUGCCUUAAAGGAUGAUCACUACAGAUUAGUGAGUUCUGAUGAUGCUUUGGAAGGGAAGAUGUUCUGCGUGGACUCCUUGUGUCAUGAUGUAUUGAUGUUCUCUCCAGAGUGUGUCAAUGACCUGGUCCAGAAUUACCUUGUUACAACAGGAAAGUUAGUCCUGCAGGAUAAGUCUAGCAGUAUUGCCCCCCAUUCUGUGAAGUACUUGGUUGGGGAGGAUGCGGACAUCAUUCAUGUCAAUGUUGGAUCUGGAAUGACCACUGCUCACAUUGCCAGUCUGUUAGAGGCAGACAACCAUAGCCAUAUCUGGGCAUUUGGUGCUAAAAAUCCCACAGAAGUCAGGGACAACAUGGAGAAACUUGGGGUUAAAGGUGUUAAAGUAAUGACGGAGAACUUCCUGGAUAUAGAACCUGAUGAUAACAGAUUUAAGAAUGCUAAAGUCAUUCUCAUCACUGCAGACUGCAGUAAAUCAGGCAUUGCCAAUCCAAUAGACUUUAUUGUCAAUGAGGGCGAAGAUAUGAAAAUUUUGAAAGAUUUAUCUAUUGGAGAUACAGGCCUAAGCAAACUUGGAGAUCUGACAGCGAAACAUACAGAGCUUCUAAAACAUGCCCUAAAAUUUUCAAAAGUACAAGCUGUAGUGUACACCACCCGCUCCAUUCAUGAUGUUGAGAAUGAAAAUGUUGUAUCAAAGGCUGUGGAGUAUAUUAAUUUGGUACAGCAAAGAAAGUACCCAUACAGAGUCGUUCCCCCUGUCAUUCCUUUCUCUAGUGAGGCCAUAGACAAUAAAAUAGGAAUUCAUGGGAAGUUUAUCAAAUUUCGACCUACAGAAAAAACAAGUGGCUGCUUCAUUGCUGUUGUAACCAGAGAGCCUGAAGACUCUAAGGAAGCAGCCAAAGAUGUUCUUGCCAGAGCUCAAGCUAAAGGACUACUAAGUGGUAAGAAACGAAACAAGACGCAAGUGAUAGAGGGCGACCAUGAGAAUGGGGAGGCUAGUAACCUUGUUAACGGACAUACAAAGUCAGAGAAGCUUCUGACAAGGCGCUCCAGGAGAUCAGAACAGAAGCUGCCCCCUCGUAGUGCUAUAUCUGCCCCUCAUGCUACAAGUCCUGUCCGCAGUUACAUACACUCCCCUCUCCAGGCUCGCCGCAGCUUGCCCCGCCCCAGCGGGAUUGCCGUGGGGACACGACUUUAUAAGGAUGCCUCCAAAAGAGAAUCAUCAGUGAGGAGAGAUAAAGUGCUUGUAGCAGAGCACCUGAAAAUCGUCAAACAUCCAGCCCCAUUCAGCCAAAAGUAACAAGCAUGGUCAGUCGUAAAAAGCACAAGAAGUCUAAGAAGACCAGGUAAGCUUUGUAGCCCACAGGAAAACCCUGACCUUGCAUGAUCCUAUCCAGAC
This is a messenger RNA of Saccostrea echinata, 2525 nucleotides long. Its product is annotated as putative methyltransferase NSUN7. The coding region runs from base 330 to 2426 and encodes 698 amino acids. Lineage: Eukaryota; Metazoa; Mollusca; Bivalvia; Ostreida; Ostreidae. Gene Ontology annotation, molecular function: methyltransferase activity. The record is from RefSeq and is a predicted model, not a curated record. The transcript is spliced from 13 exons.